AUGUUCCCUAUAAAUGAUCCAGAAAUUCACUUCAAAGUUAUUUUUUUUUAUCAAGUUUUGGAUACAGGUAUUCAGUCAAUAAUUGAAAGAUUUGAUAAGCUAUCUGAGCAUAACAGUUUAUUUUCGUUCUUAUAUAACAUAUCAAUAAUUGAAGAUGAAAAUGAGUUGUUAAAACACUGCAAGGAUCUACAACUUUCUCUCACUUCUAACGACGGUUUAAACACAGAUAUUAGUGCUGUAGAAUUACAUCAAGAAAUUAUCGCAUUUAAAAGAUGUUCAAGGACUGAAAAGAGUGAUCCACUCAAGGUUUUGGAAUACAUAUGUAAAAGGAAAAUAGUGGAGCUUUUUCCUAACGUCGUCACAGCACUUAAGAUCUUACUGGCAAUACCUAUAACUGCAGCUAGUAACGAAAGAUCAUUUUCAAAACUGAAAAUUAUUAAAAACUAUUUGCGGUCCCAAAUAUGUCAAAUGCGCUUAGUUGGUCUGGCAGUUCUUUCAAUUGAAAAGGAUGUAUCAAACAAAUUGGACACGGAAGAAAUAAUAGAAGAGUUUGCAACAUUAAAAGCCAGAAAAAUAAAAUUUAUAUAA
Myzus persicae (green peach aphid) is the source of this 588-nucleotide messenger RNA. RefSeq lists its product as uncharacterized. The transcript has a single exon. The record is from RefSeq and is a predicted model, not a curated record. Lineage: Eukaryota; Metazoa; Arthropoda; Insecta; Hemiptera; Aphididae. Bases 1 to 588 code for a protein of 195 amino acids. Gene Ontology annotation, molecular function: protein dimerization activity.